Acanthamoeba castellanii str. Neff is the source of this 2949-nucleotide messenger RNA. Its product is annotated as proteasome 26S subunit, nonATPase, 1, putative. The record is from RefSeq and is a predicted model, not a curated record. Lineage: Eukaryota; Discosea; Longamoebia; Acanthamoebidae. The transcript has 9 exons. Gene Ontology annotation, molecular function: enzyme regulator activity. Gene Ontology annotation, cellular component: proteasome complex; proteasome regulatory particle, base subcomplex; nucleus. Gene Ontology annotation, biological process: regulation of protein catabolic process; proteasome-mediated ubiquitin-dependent protein catabolic process. The coding region runs from base 1 to 2949 and encodes 982 amino acids.
AUGGCCACUGGACUUACAUCAGCCAGCGGCUUGCUCGCUCUGCUCGAAGAAACCGAGCCCAAGCUCAAGAUCUACGCUCUCGAGAAGCUCGAUAACAUCGUGGAUGAGUUCUGGCCUGAGAUUUCGGACAACAUUCAGCAGAUUGAGGUGCUGAAUGAGAGUGAGAGCUUCGAGGCCAGAGAGCUCGCUGCGUUGGUGGCCUCCAAGGUCUACUAUCACAUCGGCUCAUUCAAGUCGGCCAUGAUCUAUGCUCUGUCGGCUGGCAAGCUCUUCAACAUCGAAGAGGACUCUGAAUUCGUCAGAACGCUCACCUCCAAGUGCAUCGAUGAGUACAUCAGGCAGAGGGUGGAGCAUGAAACAAAAGAGCAGGAGGUGCCGAUCAAGGACCUCGAGAAGCUGGUCGACACUGUGUUUGAUCGAAGCUACGACAUGGGCGAGUACAAGUACGCGCUGGGCAUCGCGUUGGAAUCGAGGCGGGUGGACAGGAUAGAGGAGACGAUCAAGAAAUCGGGCCAAGUGGCGGACAUGCUCAACUACUGCUUCAAGAUCUGCAUGGACGUCAUCAGCCGCGACUUCAGACAAGUGGUUCUGAGGAUCUUGGUGAAGCUGUACAGAGAACUGGCCACCCCCGACUGGAUUCGAAUCUGCGAGAUCCUCAUCUUCCUCGACGACCACAAGGCUGUGUCCGACAUCCUCGCCAAACUCCUCACUGGCACUGAGGACGAGCUGCUCGUCGCGUACCAGAUCGCGUUCGACCUCGUGCACAACGCCUCGCAGCAGUUCCGCGGUGAGGUGCGCAAGGCCAUCGGCUCGGGUGUCGAGGCCGAUGCCGAGCAGGCACGCAUCCAGGAGUACUACAACGAAAUGGUCAAGAAGAAGGAGGAGAAGGGCGCCUCCUCCUCGAGCGGCUCGGACCCCAUGCAGGAAGAGAAGGGUGACGUCAAGCCGCCCGCCUCCCGCGUGGACAACAUGAAAGCCAUCCUCUCGGGCACCACCUCGAUCAACCUCUUCCUCGAGUUCUUGCACCGCAACAAUCACACAGACAAGCUUGUGCUGAAGAACAUCAAGGCGGCGAUGGAGUCCCGCAGCUCUGUGGUCUAUUCCUCGAUCAUCAUUUGCCACGGGUUCGCCCAGGCCGGCACCACCAACGACUUCUUCCUGCGCGACCACCUCGAGUGGCUCGCUCGUGCCACCAACUGGUCCAAGUUCACCGCCACGGCCAGCUUGGGUGUCAUCCAGAAGGGCCACCACAAGGAGAGCAUGACCAUCCUGGCUCCCUACCUCCCCCAGCAGUCUGCGGCGUCGUCGCCCUACUCCGAGGGAGGUGCGCUCUUUGCGCUUGGUCUCAUCCACGCCAACCACGGCGACGAGAUCACCACCGAGCUCAAGAAGGCUCUGCUGAACGCGGGCACCAACGAGAUCGUCCAGCACGGCGCUUGCCUCGGCCUCGGCGUUGCCGCGAUGGCCACCCAGAACACUGAGAUCUUCGAGGACCUCAAGAACGUCCUGUACACUGACAGCGCCGUCGCGGGCGAGGCUGCCGGUAUCGCCAUGGGCCUGCUGAUGCUCGGCUCGGCCUCGGACCAGGCGCUCGAGGACAUGCUGGCCUACGCGCACGACACCCAGCACGAGAAGAUCAUCCGUGGUCUGGCCAUCGGUAUCGCGCUCGUCAUGUGCGGCCGCGAGGAGGAGGCCGACACCCUCAUCGAGCAGCUCACCCUCGACAAGGACCCCAUCCUCAGGUACGGCGCCAUGUACACCAUCGCGCUGGCCUACUGCGGAACGGCCAACAACGCCGCCAUCCGCCGUCUGCUCCACGUGGCCGUGAGCGACGUGUCGAACGACGUGCGUCGCGCGGCCGUCAUCGCCCUGGGCUUCCUGCUCUUCAAGCAGCCCGAGCAGUGCCCCAAGCUCGUGUCUCUCCUCGCCGAGAGCUAUAACCCGCACGUCCGCUACGGCGCCACCCUCGCCGUCGGUAUCUCCUGCGCCGGCACCGGCCUCAAGGCCGCUGUUGAUCUGUUGGAGCCCCUGGCCAACGACCCGGUGGACUUUGUGAGGCAGGGCGCGCUCAUCGCGCUGGCCAUGGUGCUGGUGCAGACCUCCAAGGCGCAGGAGCCGCGCGUGGAGAAGGUGCGCAAGCUCUUUGCCGAGAAGGUGUCCGACAAGCACGAGGACAUCAUGGCCAAGUUCGGCGCCUGCCUCGCGUCGGGCAUCAUCGACUGCGGCGGCCGCAACUGCACCAUCCGGCCCCAGUCCGUCGCCGGCCACACCGACAUCCCGGCCAUCGUCGGCCUCGCCCUCUUCACCCAGUACUGGUACUGGCACCCGCUGGCCCACUUCCUCUGCCUCAGCUUCACCCCGACCGCCGUCAUCGGCCUCAACGACGACCUCAAGAUGCCCGUCUUCCAGUUCAAGAGCAACGCCCCGCCCUCCCACUUUGCCUACCCGCCCAAGGUGCAGCCGCCCGUCGUCAAGACGCCCCAGAAGCUGCGCACGGCCGAGCUCUCCGUCACCAAGAAGGCCAAGAUCAGGCAGCGACAGAAGGAGAAGGAGAAGGCGGACGAGAUGGACGUCGAGAAGAAGGAGGAGGAGGAGAAGAAGAAGGCCGAAGAGGAGGAGAAGAAGAAGAAGGCCGCCGAAGAGAAGGAGAAGAAGAGGAAGGAGGCCGAGGAGAAGAAGCCCGAGCCGGCCUUUGAGGUGCUUUCGAACCCGGCCCGCGUGACGAUCCCCCAGCUCGGGCGGAUAACGUUCGACGUCGACGAGCGCUACACGCCGGUGAAGAAGGGGACCAGCGUGCUGGGCAUCGUCUUGUUGAAGGACAACAAGGCGGGCGAGCCGGUGGAGCUGGUGACGCCCGCCAAGCCCCCGACGGCCGAGGAGGAGGACGAGGGCGACGAGCCCAACCCCCCGGAGCCCUUUGAAUACGACCCCGAGAAGGAGAAGCAGUAA